GCCAUCGCAGCCAUGGGGGUCCCCAAGAGGAAGACCUCCGGCGGCCGGGGCGGCACGGCUUCCUCCGCGGGCGCAGCCAAGCGAGCCCGCCAGGAAGAGUUCACGGGCGUGCGCUUCAAGACUCAGCUGCGGGAUCCGCAGGGCGCGGGGCCUGCCUUGGAAGCAUUUGUCUCAGCUGCCAAGAAGCUACCACAAGAAGAUGUGUACGAUGUUGUGGAAGGGUUCAUAAAGAUCUCUGUGGAGUGUGCGGAAAUAUUCCAGCUCCUGAGUGCAGAGAAGAGGCCUGAGAGUGAAAUCCAGCUAAUAUUUCAAGCUUUUGAGGCCAUAUUAUUGCGGACAGCCAGUGAUCUUUCCCAUUUUCAAGUCGUGGGCACCAACAUUGUGAAGAAGCUCCUGAACAACCACAUGAAGCUCAUCUGUGAGUCCUUGUAUGCCUCAGGUUACAGGAUGGCUCGAGCCUGCCUGGACCUGCUGACAGCCAUGGUCACCCAGGGUCCUGAAGCUGCCAGGGAUGUCUGCAGCCAUUUUGAUUUGAAUAAAAAACCCUUGUAUGCCCUGGUGACCAAGAGAGAUGCAAAGGGAGUGCAUGAUGUCCGGCUGGCCUACAUCCAGUUUGCCCUCUCCUUCUUAAUUUCGGGUGAUGACAGCACCAUAGGGCAAGUGCUGGAACUGAAAGAAUUUAUUCCUUGCAUUUUUAGCUCAGGCAUAAAAGAAGAUCGCAUUUCUACCAUCAAUAUUUUAUUAUCCACACUGAAAACAAAGGUAGUUCACAAUAAAAACAUCACAAAAACCCAGAAGGUGCGCUUCUUCACGGGGCAGUUGCUGAACCACAUAGCUUUGCUCUACAGCUGGAAGGGGACUGCUGAUGUCUUGCCAGACAAUGCCGAGGAUGGCAAGAUGUCUGAGGAGGCAGGGAAGGCCAUGGUGAGGGAGCUCGUUCACAACUUCCUGAUGGAUCUUUGCUGUUCGCGCAAGCAUGGCAUUAGUUUUUAUGAUGCAUCUCUAGGCACCUUUGGCAGAGGUGGCAACCUGACACUCUUGCACUUCCUGUUGGGUUUGAAAAGUGCUGCGGACGAUGAGCUGGUGGCUGAGCUGGUAGUAAACAUCUUGAAAGUGUGCCCAGACUUGCUGAACAAGUACUUCAAGGAAGUCACAUUUUCCUUUCUCCCAAGAGUGAAGUCCACUUGGCUAAAUAAUAUCAAACUGCUAAACAAGAUCUAUGAGGCCCAGCCAGAGAUUUCCCGGGCACUUUGGACCAGAGAGUUCAUCCCCUUGCCUCGGCUCCUAGCGAUGGUGAUGGUGACCACGGUGCCCCUGGUGUGCAACAAGAUCAUGUUCACUCAAGCAUUAAAUUUGGACAGCACAUCAGUGAGACACACAGCUUUAUCCCUUAUUUCCAUGAUUUUGAAGAGAGCCUUAAAAACAAUUGAGCACUGCCUGAAUAAAGAUGUGUGGCAAGAAUCGGGUAUCUACACAGCUAGGAUCAUGGAAGAAUUCGUGCAGCUCUUCAGAGAGUCCCUGAGCAAGAUUUUGCCAGACUUGAACACUAUUGUAUGGGUCUGGCAGUCACUUAAAAAGCAGGAGAUCGUACAGGAUGACAAGAAAGGGAAGAAGAGAGAUGACAGGACUCCAGCGGCCCAAGAGGCUGUCCAAUGUGAUGAUGCAGAAACCAUUCUUUUGAAAGCCGUCCUGCUCCAAGUUAUAUGCCUAUACCAAAAGGUGGUCCCCCUAGUGGUCAUGCAGUACAACUUUGACUUCAGCAAGCUCCUGAAAGGUGUCAUCUGUGAGCAGGGCCUUGGCAAGGAGGUCCCUCCCAUUCUACAGCACCACAUGCUAAAGGUGGCCCUGGAGCUGCCUGCCAGCAAAUUUUUGUGGUUAAAGGCACAGGAAGGCCCCGAUGCAGAAAUCAUAGGAGGAGAGCGGUCAGUGUUUUACUUGCUGAUGAAGAUGUUCGUGACCAGCAGCCACGUACAGCUCAAGUCACUCACCAAACUUCUUAUCAUGAAGAUUCUGCGGGACACAGGUGUGUUUGAGCAUACCUGGAGGGAGCUGGAGCUGUGGCUUGGGCACCUGGAUAACACUGUGGAGGAGAGCCGAGAAACUGUGAUCCAGUUUCUAGAACGAGUUUUAUUGACGUUGGUGGCAAAUCCCUAUCCAUAUACAGACAGAGCAUCUGACUUUGUCCAGGAAGCUAGCACGCUGCAGGCCACUGCAGGGAAGCAAGAUGCAGAUGACGUCAGCAUUCCCAUCUCCCACAUUGAUGAUGUGCUCGACAUGGUGGAUGUGCUGGUGGAGGGCAGUGAAGGCUUGGACGAGGAAAUUGGCUUCUUGUUAAAUGAAGACAUGGUCCUGCUCACAUUCCCGUUCAGUGCUGUGGUCCCUGCAGCCCUGGAAGCCAGGAAUAAGUUGCUCCUUGGGACAGAAAAUGAAGCAGGGAAGAGCAUUGUGGCCUAUCUGACAGCUGUGCUGACUGACCUCCUCCACAGCCAGAGGGACCCCCUGGCUCUGUGUCUUCUGCUCCAGGCCUAUGACAAGUUUGACCCUCCAGGCCCACCUUGCUGCCAGCAACUUUCCCAGUUUAACAGAUACUACAGCCUCUGGAUCCCCGAGCAAGCCCGGGAAGCUGGGACACUGCAGAGCUCUCUCAGCCCUGGACCCCACACUCCCCCCUUAGUCCCCUGCUUCUCUAGCCUGCUGCGGGUGGCCUAUGAGAACCGGACACUUGGGGAAGAACGUGUUCAGAUGCAGCUGCACAACGCCAUCCCACACCUCACCCUGGACCGGGCCCUGUGCUCAGCCAAACAGGUGCUGCUCUACCUCAGAAGCACUGUGGAAAACUUCGGCCAGCUGGGCAGAAAUGCGGGGCCCCCACUCCUGCAGCUCUUCCUGGAUCUCCUCACACGCCUGGUUGUCCACUUGGAACACCUGGAUGUCCAGAACCAGCAGAAGUGCCAGGCCGCCCAAGCUGAGACGGACCUCUUCUUGGACAUGGAGUCCAUGGCCUCUCUGGAGUUGGCCAAUGACCAGACACUGGAGGAGGUGCUGGGGGCCAUCCUCAGACACCCCACACUAGAGGGCUGGUUCCUAGCCCUGGAGCAGCAGUCCCUGCCCCCGCACACACUCAGCCCCAUCCUCGUGAAGCUACUGGUGGCCCACUUCAAUGCAGGGGUCCUGCAGCUACUGGUGGCGAGCGCCCCGGUCCUCCGCAGCAUGGGCCAGCUGGGCCUCCUGUCCAAGUACUCAGAGGCCAUCACUCGGAGUGUGUUGAGAGAGCUGCGAGCCCGCAGGACAGGUGCAGCCUCAUUGCCACCUAAGACCCUGCCACAGCUGGAAGCCCUGCUGCAGCUCCACCCCUACAUGGAAGGUGCACAGCUCCGAGAGGUCAUCCUGGCCCUACUGGGCCUGCCUGAGGCCCACCUGCUGGCCCAGCCACCCCCAAAGGCCCCAGGGAAAGAGAGACACCUGAGCACUCUGGGCAAGACCCUGGUGAAGCUCUUGGCUUGCAACCCUCAGGAUCAGCUGCAGAACAGUGAGCUCUUCUGGUCAGCUGAGUAUGUGCGAGGCCUGGGGUCUCUGCUCCCCACACUGGCCGUGAAUGAGUUGGACUCUGCGUUCCUCCACACUCUUCAAAGAGACCCCAUGCUGGCCCCCGUGGUGGCGGCCGACCUGCUUGAUUACUGCCUGGCCCGGAGGACACGCGUGGCUUUGGACAUCGCCAGCCUGCUCCUGCAGCAGAGCACCACCCACCUGCUGAGGUUUGAGCUGUGGUGUGGCCAGGCUGGUGUGGGACGCAGCCUGCGAGAGGACAUGGAUGGCUUCCUCCCGCUCAUCCACGUGUACCUCCAGCACAGGACACAGGGGCCCUUUGCACGGCCGCUGGGAGUGCCCUCCGACACCGUUCCUGUCUUGAGGAAGGCCCUGUGGGGACAGCUGCAGGACAGGCUUCUCAGUAUGGACACACCUGCAGAGGCUGGGCUGCAGCUGGAGAUUCUGGCCCAGCUGGUUCCCUUUGCAAAAGCCAAAGACCUUCGUGUGCUCAGGGCCCAUCUGCCCAGCUUGCUUCAGACUCCUGGCAGAAACAAGAGUUGGAUUGUAGCAGACUCCGUCUCUGCAGCUCUGGAGGAGGUAGCAGGAGAGCUGCAUGCCUGGCAGAAGACCCUCCUUGAGUCCUGUGUGCAGUGGUUGCUUGCAUCCUUCAGUAGUAGCCAGCCCAGUGAUGACAGCACCCAGGAUCAAGAGAAGCAGAUGUUGCUCAGAUUAAGCGAGUUGCUGCAUGUACUUAAUGAAGUUGACCCCAGUGACUGGCAGAAAUUUGUGAAGACAGGACUCAAAUUUCGCUAUCAGGACCACACCUUCUUAAAAACCCUGCAUGCUGCCACUCUGCUGUUGUAUAGCCCAGAAAGUUCCAUGCACCUAAAGCUCAUCCAGCUUCCUGUGGUCCACAUGAUGCUGACCCAGCAUUCUUUGUUUCUGCCAACACUGCUGACCUCUGAGGGAGAGGGAAAUCCAGAUAGUCAAGUAAAAGAAGCGCUGGUGGAUCUGAUGUGGGCGGUGGUGAGGCUGUGCCCCUCUGUCUGCCAGAGCAGCCAUUUUGCCGUGCUUCUUGGAGCCUACGGUGCCACUCUCAGUGUCUUGGACCAAAAGAUUUUACUUGUCCUCCGGGCCUAUGAACAGAACCACCUGAGCCUCAUCGACUUCAGGGUACUGAUGUGGGGCCCAGCGGCUGUGGAGCAUCACAAGACGCGCCGGAGCCUAGGCAAGUCACUGUGGCAACAGCCAAGCGUGGGAGACAUCCUCCGCCUACUGGACCACGACCGCAUGAUGCUGACCAUCCUGCACUUUCCCCAGCACCGGAGGCUGCUGCCCCCCGAGAAUGCACAGGAGUCAUUAUAUAAAGACAGAAGUGUGAAGGUGGAUCUUGAUGGCCUUUAUGACCCUUGCUUUCUCCUCCAGCUCUUCGGGGAACUGACCAGGCCAGAAUUUGUGGUGGAUUGCCGAAAAUUUUUGGAUUCAAAUGCCCUGGGGUUGACUAUCGCAGCCCUCAGCAGCUAUGACCCCCAGAUGCGAGCUGCGGCCUACUCUGUCCUGGCAGCCUACUACUCCCAUCUGGAAGGGGCUCGCUUCCGGGAGCAGUCCCAGCUUCUUUACCUGUUGGAUGUGGUCCGGAAUGGUAUUCGAACUCCAAACCUGAGACUCUCAUUUACCUUGACUCUCUUCAUUGCCAAGGCAGCACAACAGAUUUUGAAACCGGAGGAGCACAUGUACUGGAAGCUGAGCAAGUUCCUGCUGUCACACGAGGACCUGAAUAUGGACAAAGUGCCAGGCUUCUACCAGUUCUUCUACAGCUCUGACUUUGAGCAAAAAACCGAGCAGGAGUGGGUGUUGGGGAUUCUGCGGCAGGGAAUCCGAGACAAGCAAUGCUAUGAGCUGUGUGCCAGGCGAGGGGUCUUCCACGUUCUUCUGGCCUUCUUCAGCAGCCCGCUGUGUGACGAGGUGGCCCAGAAUUGGAUUCUAGAAAUUCUACAGAAAGCUGCUCAGAUUGCCAGAUCUGCCUAUGAAACCAUUCGGGACUACAGCCUUUUAACAUGGAUUUUACACAUCCUUGAGAGCAAGUUUCUGGAGACUCAGCUUCUCUCGAAUGUCAUUUCCUUGCUUCACUCACUGUGGGUGACCAACCUGGGAGACAAGGGAGCAGAGGAGGAGAACCCACUGCCCUGCCAGCCUGGCCAGAGGCCCCGCAAGCUGCUUGCCCUGCACCUGGUCAGCGAGUUCCUCUAUGUCCUCAUUGCGCUCAUGAAGCACCUGAGACCCACCUUGGGCUCCGCCCACCUGACCAGCUUCUUUGGGACACUUGAGUCCGUGCUGAGGUACCGGGCCACGGUCUUGAGGGCAUUUAAGGAUAUGGGCCGAUUCACCGCGAACGAGAUGGUGCUUUCCACCAAGGACGUCCUGGUCCUCUUGCACAAGUGGAGUCUCAUCGAGAGAGACCUCAAGCUCCAAGAAGACCUGAGAGCAGCCAUUGAGAAGUGCCAAGCCAGGGACCUGAUGAAAAUGCUUAAGGAUAAGAACAGGCCCGCCAUGCCAUCCCGAGCCAGAGGCCCUCGGCCCCGCAAGAAGAGACCUGUGGAGGCAGAAGAGAUGGCCAACCCUGAGCUGGAUGAAUCUGGCUUGCAGACAUGCAGGGACCUCGUGAGGUCCAUACUGACCCACUGGGAGCCAGUGGUCCCCGGCCCCACUGAGGAUCCCACAGACGGGGCUGGUCCCCAGAGUGAAGCACCAAUCCCUGUGUACACUGCUGUUUCCCUAGUGGUCAGCUGGGUGCUACGCUCGGUGGCCCAGUGCCCACUCAGCAGGACAGAGGCUGCCGGGCUCCUUGGCUGGCUCAAGAGCCACAUUUUGCCACACCCAGUGGUGGUGGCCGACCUUCUCAAGGACAGUGCUGUGAAAAGCAGCAUGUUUAAGCUGUAUUGUCGCCUGUGCAGUGCUGAGGGGCUGACAGGGCCUGCGCAGGAUGUGACCUGCCUGUUCAACACCGUCAUGCUGCAGCUGGUGGAGGCCCAGGGCCGGGCAGAGGGCCCCUUCCACCCCGCCAUGGAGGCCCUGUGCACUGCCUCUCUGAGUGGGAAGGAUGAAGCCACACGAGCCUCCGCAGCCUUCCUGGUGUCUCUGUAUGUGAAGGACGUCUGGCUGGAGGCCCCACGGCCAAACACCCUCUUAACCCACGUCCGCAUGGUCUGUGAGGCUGCAGAAGACGUGCCAGGUGGUGAGGAGGAGGCCAUCAUCGUUCUCUGCAAGGACCUGGCCACCUCGGCCUUAGAGGCUUGACACCCGGCUGGUGCCAUUUCCCACCCUGCCGACCAGUGCCCAGGCACCAGGUUUGAGAAGUUUGGCUGAGACAGCAUUUUCAGAGAAGGUGUGAAAUGACCAGUCCAUGCAUCAAUUUGGUUUUCCAACAAGAAGAGUUGAAAGGACUAUAACUAACUGAUCAGUAAAUAAUAAGCUCAAGGAACCCAGUUGGACACCAGUGGCUCAGACCUGUAAUCCUGUCUACUUGGGAGGAUCUAAGGAUCUCAGUUCACAGCCAACC
Molecule: messenger RNA, 7087 nt
Organism: Dipodomys ordii (Ord's kangaroo rat)
Lineage: Eukaryota; Metazoa; Chordata; Mammalia; Rodentia; Heteromyidae
Gene: Urb1
Product: URB1 ribosome biogenesis 1 homolog (S. cerevisiae)
Exons: 39
Coding region: 13-6825 (2270 amino acids)
Biological process (GO): maturation of LSU-rRNA from tricistronic rRNA transcript (SSU-rRNA, 5.8S rRNA, LSU-rRNA); maturation of 5.8S rRNA from tricistronic rRNA transcript (SSU-rRNA, 5.8S rRNA, LSU-rRNA)
Cellular component (GO): nucleolus
Source: RefSeq, a predicted model, not a curated record